AGCAGGAGAGAGAGAAGCAGCAGCAACAGGAAGGGAGCAAAAAGUGGCAGACUUUCCAUGUAAACCCAGGAGUAAAGACCUGCAUCUGGAACACGUGUACAUCUGAAUGCAGGCUUUGCAACCUACGUUGUGUCCUAGAAUGUAGGGCUACCCCACUCUCCCCAAACCGUCAUGGCCGACAGGAGCAUGGAGCUCAAGGCGGAGGCUCUUCUGGGGCCGAGAUCUAUAGAUCUGGAAGAGGCCCCAGACCCCCAAGACCUUCCCUCCAUCCAGGAAGAGCCUGGGCCUCAUUGUGCUGACUUCGUAGCCCCUCUGGUGCCUCCCAAUGUGGGAUCUGGGGGGCCUGGAAUGGAUGAGAGGCUGGCGAGGGGGGAUCCCACGGAGACAGCAGAGGGACAGGCAGACAUGGGGCUCCUGGAAGGGCCCAGGGAUGUCAUGGAAGAUGUUGCCAUCACGCUCCAACAGGAGCCUCCCCCGAUGGAUCAGAUCCCAGCCGCGGAAGGAGACUCCAGCCUCCUUGCUCCGUCUGGCACGGACGAGAGCAACCCCUCGAUGGAGUUGAAGGAGGAAGAGGACAGCACCGUUCCCAGGGCGGACCUCAUCCAAGACCUCCUCGAGCGACUCAACCCGCACUUCCGAGACAAUUCGCCACCGUCCUCCUCAGAUGGUGAAGAGGAGUCUGCAUUGGGAAGAGGCGAAGAGCAAAGCCUUCUCCCUGAGAGCCGGGAUCCACCAGGGAAAGGUACCCCUUGUCCGCUGCAUAUUGCCGCCGGAUUAGGAGCUGUCGUCGCCCGCGGGCCACGGAAAAACCGGAGUUUGCUCUCAGCCGACACUGAGCGGGAGGACCUGCUUGGCCUUCUCCACUACGAAGGGGGUAUCCCAGGUGAAGCAGAUGAGCGGACCCCCCUGGCCCACUCAGAGGCGGUUUCGGGGGGCGAAAAGGCAGAGGCGGAAGGGGGACCAUCCUCCAUGCCAGGUCCAAAUGAAGAUGUUCGGCAGGAGGAAGAGGCCACGUCAGAGCCGGCGAGUGAGCGGUUGGAACAGCCAUCCCCUGGCAGCGAGGCACAAGAGAACAAAGGCGAUAUUUCCUCCUUCCCCGCUUACCAAGAAGACGACCUCUCAGCCGCAGCCCCAGGCCCUUGUGACCCCGAAGACCUGCGCGAAGGGGUCCUCUUUGCAGCAAAAUACCUGGGCUCCACACAACUGGUUUCGGAGAGGAGCCCCCCAAGCAGUGUUCGCAUGGCACAAGCCCAGGAGGCCAUGGACCGGGUGAAGGCACCGGAAGGGGAGUCCCAGCCCAUGACGGAAGUGGAUCUCUUUGUCUCGACGCAGAGGAUCAAGGUCCUUACGACCGACUCCCAGGAGGCCAUGAUGGACCACCCUCUGCAGACCAUUUCUUUCAUUGCGGACAUUGGGAACGUGGUUGUACUGAUGGCCCGCCGGAAACUCCCUCGCAGGACAGACUCUUCCCCGGAGAAGCCGCUCUACAAAAUGAUCUGCCACGUCUUUCACUCGGCCGAUGCCCAGCUGGUUGCCCAAGCCAUUGGCCAGGCCUUCAGUGUUGCUUACCAGCUCUUCUUGAGGGCCAGCGGCAUCACUCCCCAGCAGCUGGGCCCCUCCUCUCCGGGUCACAACGAUGAUGAAGAAGACGAUGAAGACGCCGCCGCCAUCCGGGCACAAGGUGAGGAGCUGUACAACGCCGACCUGGCCCACUUCUCCAAGCAAGAGAACUGCGAGAAGGUUGUGAUCCUGAAGCCAAAGGGGGCGAUCCUGGGCCUGGCAGUGGUGGAGUCUGGCUGGGGCUCCUUGCUGCCCACGGUGGUCAUCGCCAAUCUGAUGCACGGAGGACCAGCUGAACGGUCGGGAAAGCUGAGCAUUGGGGACCGCAUCACGGCUGCCAAUGGGACCAGCCUGGUGGGACUGCCCUUGGCCACCUCCCAGAGCAUCCUCCGGGAGCUGAAGAACCAGACGGAGGUGACCCUCAGCGUGGUUCACUGUCCGCCGGUCACCACUGCCAUUGUGCGGAGGCCCGACACCAAGUUCCCCCUGGGCUUCUGUGUGGAGAACGGCAUUAUCUGCAGCCUGAUGCGUGGAGGGAUUGCCGAGCGUGGGGGGAUCCGGGUGGGCCACCACAUCCUGGAGAUCAACGGCCAGAGCGUGGUGGCCAUGCCACACCAAAAGGUCAUCCAGAUCCUUACGCAGGCCGUUCGCGAGGUCCGGAUCAAAACCAUGCCGGCUUCAACCUACCGCCUUCUGACCGGACAGGAGCAACCAGUCUUCCUCUGAGCAAAGAUGGCUGCAAAUGGAAAGCCUGAAAGACUUUUACAAACUAAGCAAAAGGACAGACAAAUCGGUUGCCUUCUCUUUCUUUUGUUGUUGUUGCAUUUUGGAAAAGCACAGUUUUUCAAUUUGGUUGCAUCAGAAUUCAUCAUUGAGUCUGCAAGAAAGAUCUUUCCCCUAUAUAAUGUGGGUUAGCUCCCCUUUUCCCUUUUCCUUGUGUUUUAUUGUGUGAUGGUGUGUGGUUAGGACUGGAUUAAAAAGCAUUUUGUAAAAACUCAAUUUAAAAAGAAGCAAAAAGAGGCAUAA
Molecule: messenger RNA, 2586 nt
Organism: Anolis sagrei ordinatus
Lineage: Eukaryota; Metazoa; Chordata; Lepidosauria; Squamata; Anolidae
Source: RefSeq, a predicted model, not a curated record